AUGCCUGCUGAAGCAGUUGCCAAUAACCUCCAUCUGAAUCCUAUUCCUGAAGAAUUAUGCUGCUUAAACUCACUUGAACAACACCUCAUUUGUUUGCAUAUUCCAUUUAUGAAGAUGUUGGCUUUACCUAAAGGUGGUCAAAAUGGUGUCCAUGGACCUGUGGUUUGCGUUCCAUCUAGCAUCGAUAAAGCGAUAUCUGUUUUACCAAGAUGCGAGGUGGAUGAUCAAAUGAUUAGAGUAAAAUUAAAGAGAAAAUUGUCAUAUAAAGGCCAUUAUCAAUAUCAGUUUGUCAAUGAUUCUCAUAUUAAAACUGCUUUAGAAUAUCUGCAUGUCAACAAUAAGUGGUAUAAUAAUGUGCGUUUCAAUGAAACUUGGACAAAUCCGCUAGCAAGAAUUGAUGAAGAGGUGGAAGAAGUAUGUGAUGCAGAUGAUAGCUUAUCACCACUUGCCAAUUCAAAUUCUGAAUCACACGACAAUGAAGAUCAUGAGAAAGAGCGACAUGGAAUGUUUCAUGAUACAUGUUUGCAACCUGUUGACAUAGCACAGGAAGUUCUUGAUCAGCAUUUUGAUAACAUUGCUUGUGUUGCUCCUGCUGAGGGAAAUAGUCCAGUAAAAAUGUUGGAAGAUGAAGGCAAUGAAGCUAAAUCAUUUCCUGUAUUGUAUCCUUCAGGGUCACCAACUUUUCAUGAUAAGCGUGAGGAAAGGAUUACACUUGCACGAUAUCUACAUGGUCGUUUAAUGAAUGCAGAUGGUAGAUUUGCCAGAAAUACUGAUUUUAUAUUUUAUGCGCAGUAUUUAUCAGAGGUACAGCAGGUUAUUUCUAAUGUGUCGAUUGCAUUACGAAAAGGUUCUGGUAAAGCUUGUGACAAAAGUGUCACUGCAUCGACUUUGAUAGAUACACAGUCACUGAAAAAACUUCUGGAAUAUGAUGAAGGUUAUAAAUUUAUGAAACCCAUCCGAGGUACACCACCUUUUUGGCAGAGUGCACAGAAGGAUCUAUUUGCAAUGAUAAGACAAUUAGGCAUACCUACUUGGUUCUGCUCAUUUUCAUCAGCUGACAUGAGAUGGCCUGAAAUGAUUGAAAGUAUUCUCCGAGAAGAAGGUGAUAGUCGUUUUGCUGAAGAUCUUGAUUGGUCUGAAAAGUGUGCGCUAUUGAAGAAGAAUCCUGUAACAGCUGCCCGAAUGUUUGACCGUAGAUUUCAUUGUUUUUUGAAAAAGAUUAUUUUAUCACCUGCAGAGCCUAUUGGAAAGAUUAAAGAUUAUUUUCAUAGAGUUGAGUUUCAACAGCGUGGCUCACCUCAUACUCACUGUCUAUUUUGGGUUGAAGAUGCGCCUACUAUUGAUAAAGACCCUGAUGAACAGGUGACAGAGUUUGUAGAUAAAUAUGUAACCUGUGAAAUACCGUCUCAGGAACAUGAUGAAGAGCUAUAUGAAAUUGUGAAUAGUGUUCAGAAACACAGUACAAGGCAUUCUAAAAGUUGUAGAAAACAAGGUACUGAAUGUCGGUUCAAUUUUCCACGUCCACCUUCCAAAGGAACAUUCAUCUCUCGAGCUAAUGGUCUUAAUGGUAGCGAGGAUAAUGACAAGGAUAAUAUUGAAUCUGAGGACGUAGAUGAUAUUGAUAUAGAAAGUGAUGAACAUGAUGCAGCACCUUUGCCAAAGGAAAUGACUAAUGCUGAAGCAAAGUCAAUUUUGACCAAGAUUUGGAAUGCACUUUUACAUUCUGAAAUUGAGUUUUAUACAGUAGACGACUUGUUCAACAACAUUGGAAUAUCUCAAGAUGUUUUUGAAAGGGCUUAUAGUAAAUUGACAAAGAAAACCAGUGUAGUUUUGCAAAGACAACCCAAUGCUGUUUGGGUGAACCAGUAUAAUAAAGAUCUUCUGCAAUGCUGGAAUGCAAACAUUGACAUACAAUUCAUAGUUGAUGCUUACAGUUGUAUUGUUUACAUUAUCAGUUACAUCUCAAAAGCUGAAAGAGAAAUGGGAUUAUUAUUGGAUCAUGCACAGAGAGAAGCUUCAAAUGAAGGAAAUGUGGAUGCACAAUUAGCAAUGAAAAAGUUGGGAGGUGUAUAUCUUCACAACAGAGAGCUUGGUGCUCAGGAAGCUGUAUAUAGGGUGUGUAAUUUGAAGUUAAAAGAAGGAUCAAGAAAAGUUCAUUUUAUUCCGACUGGAGAAAAUCCAAUCAAAAUGAGUUUACCUUUAGAAGUUCUUCAAAAGAAAUGUAAAGGUGGCAACUUGAGUAAAGAUGAUAUUUGGAUGACAAGUAUGGUUGAUCGUUACAAAAACAGACCAAAAGAUCUUUAUUUUGAUAUCCUGUGUCUUGCAAGUUUUGUUUCUGAAUAUCGUAUUUUAUCGACAUCAGAGGCUUCAAAAAAAGGAAAAAAUGCUGUUCCUUUAGAAAAUGGUCUUGGCUACGUGAUGAAAAGAUCUCGAACAGAACCGGCAGUAGUGAGGUAUCCUCGAUUUUCUGUCUCAAAACAUCCAGAAAAACAUUAUCAAAGUAUUCUUCAACUUUUCCUGCCUUAUCGAGCUGACUUUCAGUUGAAACCAAGAACUUUUGAGUCAUUUGAAGAGUUCUAUGAAAAUGGUGCUGUGAAAGUCGGGGUCAAUAAAGUUGAAACUGUCAAAGCCAUUGUGAACAGAAACAGGGCAUUGUUUGAGAAAGAAGCUGAUGCAAUUGAGGAAGCAGAGAAAAUAAUGGAAAAACAUCCUUCCUUGGAAGAUGCAUGGGCUCAAAUUCACUCAGAAUCUGAGUUGCAAAGAUUAGAAUGUAAAGAAAAUGCACCACCAGAUUCUUUAUCGGAGAAUGGCGAUAUUGAUGAUUCAAUUCCUGAUUUGCUUCCAAAAUCUGAAAAUGGUAGUUCCUCUGAUGUAUAUCUGCAUUGUGGAAUAUCUAGAGAUGAUGCAAACAUAUUGAUGAGGUCCUUAAAUUACCAGCAGUUAGACAUAUUUUACACGGUCCGAGAAUGGUGCUUGAAUACAGUUAAUGGUGAAAGCAUAGACCCUUUUUACAUGUUUCUAACUGGUGGAGCAGGUACUGGUAAAUCUCAUUUAGUCAAGGCUAUAUACUAUGAAGCUUCACGAAUUCUUGCUCGUGCUCUACCAAAUCCAGAUGACAUAUCUGUUCUAUUGACAGCACCAACAGGUGUUGCCGCAUUCAAUAUAAAUGCAGGCACAAUACAUAGUACCUUUUCGAUAGCGAUUGAUGCAAAAUUACCAUAUCAACCACUUGGAGAAGAGAAAAUGAACACACUGCGUUCAAAAAUGGCUAGUCUUAAGAUUCUCAUUAUUGAUGAAAUUUCAAUGGUUGAUAAGAAGCUUCUUGGAUAUGUGCAUGGAAGAUUGAGGCAGAUAAAACAAACCCGUGACUAUUCACCAUUUGGUGGUGUUUCUGUGAUUGCUGUUGGUGACUUUUACCAGUUAGCACCUGUGAAAGGUAAAGCUUUGUAUGUUAACAGUGAAGGUGUUGAUCUUUGGAAUGAUUAUUUCUCCAUUGCUGAAUUAACUGAUGUGGUAAGGCAACAGAAUUUGGAAUUUGUAGCAACAUUAAAUAACAUUAGAACAAGAACAAGAGUAGAGGAAUUAGAACCAGAAUCUGUUAAAAUGCUUCAGGACUGUGAAACUGGUGAAGAUAGUGAUGGAAUUCAUAUUUUUGCCACUAAUAAACAGGUUGAUGAAUGCAAUGUCACAAAGCUGCACUUUAAAUGUAAUGACCCUGUAUGUAUUGAGGCAGAAGACUUUGGUAGAAAUCCUAAAACAAAAAAAAUGGAGAAACAGGAUGUGCAGUUUGCUAAAGUCUACAAUACAAAUUUACCGAAGUCAAUCACUUUGGCUAUAGGUGCUCGUGUGAUGUUAAUUAAAAACGUUGAUGUAUCAGAUGGUCUGGUAAAUGGUGUAUUUGGCACAGUAGCCCAUAUAUGCUUAACUCCUGGUGAAAACUUUCCUUCUGGUAUAUAUGUUGUGUUCGACAACGAGAAAAUUGGAAACAAUGUACGAAAACAAUCAGAAGAAUUUUCUUUAUUACCGAAGAACAGUACAUUGAUAAAACCCCAGGAAGAUAGAGUGAACAAUGGAGGCGGUAUUAGACGUCAAUUUCCCUUAAAACUUGCCUAUGCAUGCACAGUACACAAGGUGCAAGGAAUAACUGUGGAGAAAGCUGUAGUUACAUUGGACAAAAUGUUUGCAGGAGGACAAGCUUAUGUGGCAUUGAGCCGCGUGAAGACAGUAGAUGGACUAAUUAUCAGAGGAUUCAAGGAAUCUGUGAUAUAUUGCAAUGACAAGAUCAAAGACGCUGUUUCAACCAUGCCCAAGUUUAUCACCUUGUCAGAAAAAAAAUCAAAUAUAGAUUCGUCAUAUACCAUCAUGCUUCACAACAUAGAGGGUAUAUAUGCACACAUUGAAGAUUUGAAACAUAACAAAUUUUUAAAUGCAGACUUUAUUUGUUUGACAGAAACAUGGUUGUCAAAUACUGAUACACUUGAUAUAUUGCAACUACAUGAUUACAACUUUCAGCACAAGUCCAGAUCACUAUCUUAUAAUAAUUUCAAUGAGAACACAGCUGACUUGGCACAACAAGCUCAUGGUGGAGUAUGUGUGUAUUCCAGAACAGAAAACACUGUUGAAUUCCUGAAUCUGCCUGUGAGCAAUUUAGAAUAUCUGGCUUUUUAUGUGACUGAUGCAAGACUCGCUAUCGCUGUUGUGUACAGACCUUCAUCAUACAAAGCUGAUACAUUUAGGAAAAGUCUAUUGUGUUUGGUAACAGAACUGGAAAAAAUCCCUGGUGGUAACAUCAUUCUUGGUGAUUUUAAUGAAAAUCUCCUUCUGUGUUCUGGUGUGAGGAAGAUCAUGGAAGGAAGAGGAUACACACAAUAUGUAACACAAACAACUACAGAAAGUGGAACACUAUUAGACCAUGUUUAUGCAAAGUGGAAAGAAAUUAUUAGUGUGGAAGUUAUGCAGACAUAUUAUGGUUUUCAUGAGGCAGUUUGUGUUAAGUUAUGA
This is a messenger RNA of Saccoglossus kowalevskii, 5001 nucleotides long. RefSeq lists its product as uncharacterized. Gene Ontology annotation, biological process: DNA repair; telomere maintenance. The record is from RefSeq and is a predicted model, not a curated record. Lineage: Eukaryota; Metazoa; Hemichordata; Enteropneusta; Harrimaniidae. Gene Ontology annotation, molecular function: ATP hydrolysis activity; DNA helicase activity.